This is a messenger RNA of Acinonyx jubatus (cheetah), 3252 nucleotides long. It is a transcript of the gene AACS, whose product is annotated as acetoacetyl-CoA synthetase. Gene Ontology annotation, biological process: lipid metabolic process; positive regulation of insulin secretion. Gene Ontology annotation, molecular function: acetoacetate-CoA ligase activity. The record is from RefSeq and is a predicted model, not a curated record. Bases 151 to 2169 code for a protein of 672 amino acids. The transcript has 18 exons. Lineage: Eukaryota; Metazoa; Chordata; Mammalia; Carnivora; Felidae. Gene Ontology annotation, cellular component: cytosol.
CGCGCCGCGCUCAGUCGCGCCGCGCCCGCCGUCCUCGCCGCCGCCCGGCAGCUGCCCUCGGAGCCCGCCGCCGCGCCUGCAGACCCCCGGCCCGGUCCCAGUGCCGCUCCGCGUCCCCGUGCCCGUCCCCGCGCAGCCCCCGCCGCAGCCAUGUCCAAGCAGCCGCGAGCCGGCGGGGAGGAGAUCCUGGAGUGCCAGGUGAUGUGGGAGCCUGACGGCAAGAAGAACACGCAGAUGGACCGCUUCCGGGCGGCCGUGGGCGCUGCCUGCGGCCUGGCGCUGGAAAAUUACGAUGACUUGUACCGCUGGUCGGUUGAAUCGUAUUCAGACUUCUGGGCCAAGUUCUGGAAAUUCAGUGGGAUCAUCUUCUCCCGCAUGUAUGAUGAGGUUGUGGACACCUCAAAAGGGAUCGCGGACGUCCCUGAGUGGUUCAGAGGCAGCCGGCUAAACUAUGCGGAAAACCUCCUGCGCCAUGAGGAGAACGACAAAGUCGCCCUCUAUGCUGCGAGGGAAGGCAAAGAGGAAAUUGUGAAGGUGACUUUUGAAGAGUUGAGGCAGCAGGUGGCUUUGUUUGCAGCAGCAAUGAGGAAAAUGGGUGUGAAACAAGGAGACCGGGUCGUUGGUUAUUUACCCAAUGGUGAGCAUGCCGUGGAGGCCAUGCUGGCUGCAGCGAGCAUCGGUGCCAUCUGGAGCUCCACGUCCCCAGACUUCGGUGUGAACGGCGUUCUGGACCGCUUCUCUCAAAUCCAGCCCAAGCUCAUCUUCUCCGUGGAGGCGGUCAGGUACAACGGCAAGGAGUUCAGCCACAUGGAGAAGCUGCAGCAGGUGGUCAAAGGACUCCCAGACUUGGAAAGGGUGGUGCUGAUUCCAUACCUUGCCUCAAGAGAGAAGAUAGACCUUUCCAGGAUUCCAAAUAGUGUGUUUCUGGACGAUUUUCUUGCCACCGGGAGGGGCGAGCAGGCCCCACAGCUGGAGUUCGAGCAGCUGCCCUUCAGCCACCCACUCUUCAUCAUGUUUUCGUCGGGCACGACCGGAGCGCCCAAGUGCAUGGUGCAUUCCGCGGGGGGCACCCUCAUCCAGCACCUGAAGGAACACGUUCUCCACGGCAACAUGAACAGCAGUGACACCCUCCUGUAUUACACCACGGUCGGCUGGAUGAUGUGGAACUGGAUGGUGUCCGCUCUGGCCACGGGAGCGGCCCUGGUCUUGUACGACGGCUCCCCCUUGGUGCCCACGCCCAACGUGCUCUGGGACCUGGUUGACCGGCUGGGCAUCACCAUCCUUGGAACGGGUGCCAAGUGGCUGGCUGUGCUCGAAGAGAAAGACCUGAAGCCAAUGGAAACCCACAGUCUCCAGACGCUUCAUACGGUCCUGUCCACUGGCUCCCCGCUGAAAGCCGAAAGCUAUGACUAUGUCUACAGGUGCAUUAAGAGCAGCGUCCUUCUGGGUUCCAUCUCAGGUGGCACCGACAUCAUCUCCUGCUUCAUGGGCCAGAACUUUUCUGUUCCUGUGUACCGAGGGGAGAUUCAGGCCCGGAACCUGGGCAUGGCCGUGGAAGCCUGGAACGAGGAAGGAAAGGCGGUGUGGGGAGAGAGCGGGGAGCUGGUGUGCACCAAGCCGAUCCCCUGCCAGCCCACCCACUUCUGGAACGAUGAGAACGGGAGCAAGUACAGGAAGGCCUAUUUCUCCAGGUUCCCAGGUGUCUGGGCGCACGGUGACUACUGCAGAAUCAACCCCAAGACCGGGGGCAUCGUCAUGCUGGGCCGGAGUGACGGCACGCUCAACCCCAACGGAGUGCGAUUUGGCAGUUCGGAAAUCUAUAACAUCGUGGAGGCCUUCGAGGAGGUGAUGGACAGCCUCUGUGUCCCCCAGUACAACAAGGACGGGGAGGAGAGGGUGCUUCUGUUCCUGAAGAUGGCGUCCGGCCACGCCUUUGGGCCCGACCUGGUGAAGAGUAUCCGCAACGCCAUCCGCCGUGGCCUCUCCGCGCGGCACGUGCCCAGCGUCAUCCUGGAGACCAAGGGCAUCCCGUACACCCUCAACGGCAAGAAGGUGGAAGCGGCGGUGAAGCAGGUCAUUGCUGGAAAGGCCGUGGAGCACCGAGGGGCCUUCUCGAACCCCGACACCCUGGACUUGUACAGGGACAUCCCCGAGCUGCGGGACUUCUGAGUGGGACCGGCUCGCACCACACUCGGCCACACGUGUCUGUGCUGUGACUUCCGUGGCUUCCAGAAAGCGCUUAGAUACGUACAGCCCUUGGGAAGGCAAGCGUCUGCGGGCUUGGGGAAGAUCGUCUCUGAUCUGCAGCUGCAUCGGGCGGGGGCCCGAGUCUCCCCGGACCAGAGGCUGAGAGGGAGGAGCGUUUGCUUGUGUGUGUGGCAAGGCUUCGAGGGUGUGUGUGUCUUCCCACCUGCGCCCUGGCACGCGCUGCCAGGCGCCGGGGCUCGCCCGUGUGGGGGCGGUCACGGCUGACGGCCUCGGCCUCGGCCUCGGCCACGCUCCGGGCACCGGCUGGCUUUCUGGCGACGGCACACCCCCGCUGCAGCCUUGCACCUGUUGCUUUCUUUUGCUCUCUUUUGUUCUCUUAACGUGUGAAGCUGUGUGUUCUGGCUCAGGGCCCGUCCGUCUCCUGUCGCCCGUGAACUGCCCCCCGCGGCCGACCACCCCUGCGUGUCUGUGUCUGUGUGCAACGCACCGGGUCCCCGCGGUUCCUGGCGGGGCCGUGUGCUCUGACCCGCAGGUGGAAGCUCCCUCUGGAGGACACGGGGGUUUUGUGCUUUAACGGGGUCCCUUUAUCUCUUGGACUUUGAAUGGUUUCAGAACGUUUUAACGUCCGUUGUCUGCCGUGCGGGGGCGUUCGCGGAACUGGCCGUGCGCCCUGUGGGGUGGCGGUGCUCUCGGGGAGUUGGCGGGCCGCCCGGGCGGCCGUCACGGGGUCCUCCCCAGACGGAGCUGCCUGGCCUCGGGGGACACGGCCUCGCCGCGCCCUCCACCCGGAGCCCUGGGAGCCUCAAGUCGCAGCUGUGAUACCCGCACUUGUGAAUCGAGUCCCGGGUGCCGCAGCCGGGUGGCUGGUACGCACUUUGGGUUCAGCGUGUUGAUUCCUGUAAUCCUAAUGUUUGUUUCUGUACUCGUGAAAACUGAGCACAACGAAAACCUUUCUCGAAUCCCUUUUCUUCUGGAUGACAAAAACACGGGGAAAAAGCGCCAUGAAGAAUUUAUACAAUAAACACAUGCACACACGCGCAUAUA